This is a messenger RNA of Colletotrichum acutatum, 1459 nucleotides long. RefSeq lists its product as uncharacterized. The record is from RefSeq and is a predicted model, not a curated record. The coding region runs from base 1 to 1044 and encodes 347 amino acids. The transcript is spliced from 5 exons. Lineage: Eukaryota; Fungi; Ascomycota; Sordariomycetes; Glomerellales; Glomerellaceae.
AUGUCGGUCUCAGAACACCCAGAGAUCGAUGGAGCCUUGGUAGAGGAAAGACUCACAAGUCUUGGAGACGACUCGGUGGCUCAACUGGGAGUGACAGUAGCACUUAAUAUUUGCGAUGAUUACGUCCCGUGCGGAAAGUCUGACGACACCGACCAAGUGUUGAAGAUCUUUUUACGUCGGCUCGAGGGCAACGGCCUCACCACUCUUGCGGCGGAGGUUUAUCUGUACCAAAAUGAGCCAGACAAGCUCCGUGCUCUCAGAAACCAUUUAAUCGACGCGCUGCUUAAGCCUAUGCUCGCUCGUGGGAGAGGAAAGGGAGUCAUCUCCCAGCCGGUGGAUGAAAACGCCCAGACUGAGAUAGAAAGCUCCUUGCACGAAGUUGAAACAGUACAGAGAGACGAAGUUUUGAGACGGGACUGCCUGAAAAGAGAGGGUGGGAAAUGCAUCCUCAGCCAAUAUUGGUCUAGGUCAUGGGAGGAGCGCCCCUCUGAGGGAGCGCAAUGCAGCACCAAGUGUGCACAUUGCAUUCCUUUCUCUCUCUCCACUACCAACGGUAGUUAUACCCAAACGCUAAAUAUUGCCACAAUUUGGCAUGCGUAUCAUCGAUAUUUCACCGACCUCAAAGGAGCGAUUGCUUCUGAUAGCAUAAAUCAGAUCUCAAAUGCGAUAACGUUGAUGGACACGCUGCAUAAACAGUUUAGAAGGCUGGAGAUGGCUUUCAAGUCCACAGACGUCCAAAAUCAAUAUGCCAUCCAAUGGUUCGGUGCCGGCGAACAAUUCUUUCUACGAUGGAGCCUACCUUCCACAGUUCAGUUUAGUGCGCACAAUGGCGAUGAGAACCUGCCCAACCCAGCAUUUCUUCGCUGUCACUACAUCUUGGCUGAGGUUUAUAACGACAUGAACUUGCAAAACCAUUCCCUAAAGGUACUUCCGAUACUCCCACCUGACGAAAAGAUGACGCAGAAUGACGCACUAUCAUUCAUUGGUGGUGCGGGAGACCAACCCGUAGAAGCGACAGCUCAGGACCUGCAGCUUGAAUUGUGAACAUCGUUUAAGGGCUAGGCAUGAAAUACUUGACAUUGAUACAGAUGACAAUAAGGGAGUGAGAAGCAUUACUGCUCAUGCAAGAAGGCAUUUCGUUCUGAGAGGUUUAUCGCUGUCUUAAAGAACUACUUCGUUCGUGGGUGCUGAUUAAGUCUACGUUGUAAUUUGCUGAGGCUGCGGUCCUGGAUUUAUUGGUAGUUUAAGGUGAUGCUGAAAGACUGAUGGGCCAAGGUAUCUACGGCAUCAAAAUCCCUCAACUGCUGGACGCCCUGGCACUGGUUCUAAGCGCAACUGAACCCAGUGCUAAAUACCCAACAGCGUUUUCCUUUGUCAACAAUGCUCAGGUCGUGAUCGACCAUCGGAGUCUCACAUCUUUGAGUGACCUGGCGAAUAGAGUUCCUUGGAAAGAAGACCG